Messenger RNA from Plasmodium cynomolgi strain B, 3207 nucleotides. RefSeq names its product MAC/Perforin domain containing protein. Gene Ontology annotation, molecular function: wide pore channel activity. The transcript is spliced from 2 exons. Gene Ontology annotation, cellular component: membrane. The record is from RefSeq and is a predicted model, not a curated record. Bases 1 to 3207 code for a protein of 1068 amino acids. Lineage: Eukaryota; Apicomplexa; Aconoidasida; Haemosporida; Plasmodiidae.
AUGAGAACAGCUGUAGAACGUGUUUUAGCUCAUUUACUCCUCGUGUACUUUUCAACACACAAUGUAAAGUGCGAAAUAAGCAGAUAUGUGCCGAUCCACGAAAAUUAUGACGAUUACAAUUUAGAAAAUUUUAACUCCUACGAUUUUUUAAAUGAAGAAAAGUAUGCACUGAGGCGAAAUGGCCGAUAUGGUCAAAAUGUCGUAAAUCAGGAGCGAUCAACAAAAUCGCACGAAAAAAAUGAACCCGCGAAAUGCAGUGGAGACACGUGUUCCAGUUUUAUGCUUAUAAAAGCGCAUCGCGCAGCGGGACACGCCAUGAAAAAAAAUGAAAAAAAUUACAAAUUGUGUAACUUGCAAAGGGAUGGACGAAGCUGUAAAAAAAUUCCCAGUGGGAGAGAAAAAGUGGGGCAAGUUGCCAUCAUAAAUAAGCAUAAUUAUAACUCCAACCUGGUGGACCUCACGAGGAAACCUAAUAAGCAGAACCUGUCAUAUGGUCUAGCAGAAGGUUAUCCCAAAGAGGAAAAAAAAAAUGUUUACACGGAACAGAGUGAUCUUCAAAGCUUUAGCCAUUUUGAGACAGACACCGUUUCUCCCUCCAACUUGAAGAAAAAUCCAAAGCGGGAAGAAAAACAAAUCAAAAUACAUGGCAACUCCAAGCGAAAUGAACUACCCCCAAAUAAACAGCCUAAAAAUGGAGAAGAUAACAUGGUAAUGCUCCCUUCGUAUAACGAUAACAUUGGCUACUCUGGAGGAAACUACUUCGAAAAGGAAAAAUUCAUCCAGAUAAAAUUCCCAAUAAAGAUCGGCAGCGAAGUUGCCAAACAAAAUGGAGAGAUGAACAACGAGAGGGGGAUCAUGAAGAAUCUGGAAAGGCAGGAAUCGAUGCACAACAAUUCAGAUGAAAAUUUUGCAAAAUAUACGAUCAAGGAAGGAGAAAGAGACAAUGGUGAGAAAGGAAGUAACAAUUUUGUAAAUUCCAAACUGGGGGAAGAUAACCUAAUAGGCAUUUUCAAAAAUCCGUACAGCCUUGGAAGCGAUAAUUUUUUCAUCAAAAACGAAAUUGAAGAUUUGAAGCGGAUAAAUUCAGAGAGGAGGGAUGAACAACACAAAGAUUUCGACUUAAGAGACGCUCUAAUGGGUGAAACGGGAAACAUAACCAAUACGCAACCACAUGGUGGCGGCACACAAAUUAAAGAAAAUAGAAAUAAUGUGCCAACAAAUAAUCCUAAUGAUGGAGAGAACCACACGGCGUAUGAUAGGGGACACAACCCAGAUAUCGAUUUGUCGUUAAAGUACCUGGGGUUAGGUUACGACAUCAUUAUGGGGAACCCAGAAGGUGAUCCCACGAUAAACGUCGACCCGGGGUUCAGGGGACCCGUGCUUCAAAUAAAUAUAGAAGAUAUGCGCAUGAAUAAGGAUAGAAGUGGCGGCGCGAAUGGUACUACCUCUCCUUAUGGUAGCGGUAUCCGUGGAGGAGGCCCCCAAUACAGGGAGCCAACAUUCAUGGGGGACUACACCAUAGAGGAGCACAAGCCAAAACUGACCCCGUGGGUAAUCCCUGAGCACUCGUGUAGCCAAUCCAAAAAUGUAGAAGAAAUACAAAAUUUAGAGCAAUACAAAAUGGAAUUACUGUCCGAUGUUAAGGUCAGCACCCCAUCCAUUUUCCCAUACUCCUUUUCCGCAUCAGCAGAAUAUAAAAAUGCGGUAAAAAAAUUAAAGGUGCAAAAUAAUGUCAUAUUUAUGAUGAAAAUUUAUUGUCUACGUUAUUAUACUGGAAUACCAACUACGACGAGUUGGAGGUUCACAGACAAUUUUAAAAACGCCUUGAAGAAACUACCCCCAACAUUUGAUGGGCUGAAAGAAGAUAGUCAAUGUUCGUACGAGUAUUACAUCAACAAGAUACAUACUCCCCAAUGUGAAGAAAAUGUGAAUAAGUGGAUGAUUUUUUUCAAGCUUCAUGGUACGCAUGUAGCCCAUGAAAUAUAUUUGGGGGGAAAAAUAAUCAUAAAAAUGAAUAUGGAAAAGGAUGAAUACAAUAAAUUGAAAGAUAAUAAUAUAAGCAUAAAAACAUUUUUUAAUUUGUACUUUCACAAAAUGGGGUUAUCUGCAGCUUCGAGCAAGAAGAUACAAAAACUGGUGAGCAAAUUUAGAACCUCAAAGGAUGUAUCCAUUCUUGGAGGGAACCCAGGACUAAAUAUAGAAAAUUCAACCUUCUUUGAAAAAUGGGUUAAUUCUAUUAAAAAGAAUUCCAUGCCUAUAAGGACCAAGUUGUUACCCUUCAGUUUUUUCAUGGACGAUCCUAACAUGAUACAAGCGUAUAAAGACGCCUUAACUUUUUAUGGCCUCACUUAUGGGGUUCAAAUAUUUGACCAUGAAAAAUAUAGCCAUGUGGUAUUAUCCAUAGGUGAAUAUCUUGAAAAAUGCACCCAAAAAUUGUAUGCGGGUCCUCCUCCAGGAUUAUUAACAUGUCCAUUGGGAAGUAGCCUCCUCAUGGGCUUUUCCCUAAAUUUAAAUUUUUAUAAAAAUAAAGACCUAAGCAGCACUAACGGUAUGGCUAGCUGUGAACAGAUGAAAGAAUCCUGCAGUGGUAAUGGCUUUGGCAAAAAAUAUUCAGAUAUAAGAAUAUGGGGAUUAUGCUGUGAAAAACCAUUGGAUUUUAUAACACAAGUUGUCCAGCAAGGGGAAUCCCCCAAAAUAACUGCAUCGUGUCCUGGCAAUUUAGUUAUCCUCUUUGGGUUUGCUCUAAUGAAAGGCAAAGGUUCAUCCUCUGCGAACAAGGUGGAUAUAUAUCCAUGUCGAACCGGCCAAACGAGCUGCUCUGCGGUGUUACAAAACAGCAAAAUUAAACAAAGCAUGAUAUAUAUUGCUUGUGUGGAUAAAUCUACGAAUGGAUUAGAAAAUAUUCAAACGUUUAGUAAGGUAAAAAAUAUGGGUCAUGUAAAUUCAGAUCAGCAUGAAGAAAAUGAUACGUCGCUUAGUUUUGCUUGUCCAAAAAAUAACUCCUUGGUAUUUGGUUUUUCCCUCGAAUUUCACACGAACUUCUCAAAGACGAGGAAUAAUUUUACGGACUGUUCUAAAGCUUCUAACACCUGUCAGAUAAGGGGCACUCUGAUUAAUACGAAGCUUGCCUUUUUUAAGCCAGACAAGUACUCGCUAGCGAUAGUGGCAGGGUGUCGCGCCCGAAGCGAGUUGUCCCUACGCGGGUGA